UUUUGACCUUAACUUGUCAAGUAGAGUUGAAGAAUCCGAAAAUUCAGAACUUGAAAACCGUUCAUAUGAUGAUAGCAUUGCUAGUCAGAACUUGUCAGUGGAUGAAGUGCAAACUCCAGAAGAAUCAGAAGGUUCACAAAGGAGGAGGAGACCAGCAGUGAAUAAUACUCCAGAAAGUCCAAGAGGGAGUGGUAGAAGAGGUGGCAGAGGCCGAGGGAGAGGGAGAAGCGGAAACGCCUCAAAUGCUCGAAGGAACUCUCCUGCUACCACCAAAGAAAAAAACAGAUACCACAUCCAGUACAGAAGUUCAGGGAGAUGAUGUGUCAGAUUGUCAGCUGGAAGUAACAUCACAUAGUCCAAGUCAACAGGAAGAGGAUCCAUUGGAAGGACCUAGCUGGUGGUACACUGAUCUAGAAAAUGCUCGUGGUUCCCGAGGCCGUGGGCAUGGCAGACGCAGAGGGAGAGGUCGUCAGAGGAAUUCUGCAAAACAAUCUCCUUGCAUUAAUUUAGCACUGGAAUCAUCUAGUGAAAGUGAAUGUGAUGACUUGUCAUCUCGUAAACCCAAGGUAUUGGAGAAAAGCCCUGCUGGACCUCAAAGCCCACAGGCUAACAAAAAACCUAAUUGUGCCUCGCUAGAAGUAAAUAAGAGUCCGAGAUUAUCUUUAGACCAUAGUUACCUUGCUUCACCUGCCAGCAUGUUGGCCAGAUUGGAAAACUUAGAAGCUAAAGCAGGACGUCGAUCAAAAGCUCGAUCAAGAGGCAUGUCACUUCGGGGUAGCUCAGAAGAAGGAGGUAGGCCAAGUGAGGUUGGGACUGAAGGUGGGCGAAGGCUCACUCGGCAAAGAACAGAAAUAAAGAGAAAUAGUGUAGAAGCAGAUUCUAUCAAAAAUGAGGAAGACUCUUUCAAUCUAAAGUUAGAGGAAACCUUGCUGGAAGUUGGGGAUAUCAAAAUGGGAAGUCAAGAAAGUGAUUCAGUCCUAAUGCCCCCACCUAGAAUGCCAUUACCUGUAGUUGACAAAGACUUUCUUAUCACUGAUAAUGACUUAACAUGCAUUGGUGAUAUUAGUAUGGAUAUGACUGAACCAUUAUCAAAAAUAAUAGGCCAGGCAGCAGUAGAUAUACACAAAGAAGAUACAAAAAUUGAGAGAAGAUUUUUCAAAACACAAACUCCAGAUUUAACUGGAUCACCAAAAACAGAAGCUACAGAGAAGACCCCAUUUGAUCUUUCUUUAAUGGAUGCCACUGUAGUGAAUAUUCCUCCGUAUUCUUCGCAAAGGUCACUGGAGAAAGAAAAUUUACCUCCUCAUUUUGAUGGUGAAAAUAGUAGAGUAGAAAAAACUGAGUCUGUAAACUUGAGGAGAGUGUCAGUAGUUCUAGAAGAUGUUAUGAAAUGUCCAGAUUUGCCAGAUAAAUACACACCAGAACUGAAGCUUAGUCUAAGUGCACAGACAGUAAAAUCAGGUGGGAACUCCUCAGGGAAAAGUAAAGAUACACUUCCCAAAGCUUCGAAAGCAGAAAGUCCAUUGCUUAAGAAGCCCAAGAAAAGAAAGACGUUAAGAUUUUCUGUUGCACAUGAAGAUGAUGAUGAAGAUGAGGAUGAAAAUUUCUCCCCGAAGAAAGGAAGAAGAAGCCAAAGGGGAAGAAGAAAAAGCAGUUCAGUUGGAAUGACACGAGCAAGAAGGUCUACUCUCAGCAGAAGGACAUCCAGUGUUGACAGUGGUGCUGCUGGGCCUGCAAGAAAGCAGCGUAGAAGAAAAAAAGACUCAGAGGAUGCCAACACACCACAAAACACUCCAGAAACUAGUAUGAUUAGUGAUUUAGAGGAGGACUCUAAUACAGUGCCAUCUAAGACCAGCUCAGAGGAGGAGGGUAUGACAAAGAUAACACUUCCUGUGCAGAAUGAUAUUUCAAAUAAUAAGAAUAUCAACUUGAAUGACUGUUAUGUGAUGGUACACAGAACCCCAGAAAUAAUUGUCCAACAGUCUGCUGUAAGAUCUGAAGACUCUCUUGUGUUAGAACUAGACUGUACAGCUGAUUUAAACUCCCCGGCUGUGAUGUCACCUGCAAAGUCCCCAACGCUGACGCCUCCUGUGAAGAUAGGGAAGAUGGAUAAUUUGAGCAAACAAAUGGAGCUGGUCAUGAAAAAAGCACAGCAAAUGAAAAUGGAUCAAGAUACUGCAGGCUUGGAAGAGAUUUUGGAUCCUUGUGAGGGGCCUAAAGAAACCAUGUCUGAGGCAAGUGGAGGAACUGAGAAUGAUGAACAGAAAAGUCCAGUUGGAAGUCCUAGAGAUGUAAAACAGGAUGAUGUGGAGAAAAAACACACAUUAAACUGUGAAGAUCCAGAUGAAAAAGAAUUAGUUGACCUCAAGCAGGAUGUAGAGGAGCCAAGGAGGAAGAGAGGAGCUGCUAUGAAAAUUACGUCUUUCAAGGAACUUAGCCUGAAUUCGAAAAUGCGAAGGCUGACAUCAAACACUGUUGUUAUUAAUGAUGCCAAACCCAAAGCCAAAGGAAGACAGAGUAGCAGGUCUUCCACAUCUUAGAGAUGCGAACAAUCUUAAGGUUGUGUAUUUUUAUUAUACCUUAUUCUGAGAAGUCAAUAUACUACAAGAAAUAACAAGAAAAAGGUUAGAAAUUAAAACUGUCAGGAAAGUGAAUAUGUAGAUUUCAUGCUCUAGAUAUUUUACAUAUGAUGAAUAGACUAAAAAUAAAUACAUAUUUAGGAAUAUAUAUUUCAGAUAGUAUCAUGAAGCAUAUUUUUCAAAUAGUUCUACUAAUGAUGUGAUCAACAUAUAAUCACUGUUAUGUGUAUAAACCUUAAAUACUAGCUGUUCAUGCCCUGCAAUUAAUGGGCAACUAACUCAUAAAUAGAUUAUUUUGUAAAUAAAAGUAUUUAUGAACUUGGGUGUGCCCAAUUUGGCUACUAGAUUACUUUACUACUGCACUUUACUAAUAGAAAACACUUCCUUGAUUUUCAUAAUUUUCAUCUGAUUGAGGCACAGCAUAAUGUACUGUCUUGUACUUGGAAUUGUGAGUUUAGCAAUGUUGUGGAUGCAUUUGAUAAUUUUUUAAAUAUUUACUCCAAACAUGUUGAUAUCAUAACUAGGUCUUCCCAGAACUUUUUUUGUUUUAUUUUAAAUACGAUGAAGUGCUAAUUUUCCUGUUUGGAAGGGGUUGCUCAUUUCUUAUGGAGAGGAAUUGGUGAGCAUCUGUUGAAUUAAUUGUUUAAGGCAACAGAUUCAUUCUUGCUAUUUUAUCUUAUAACUUUCUUUAAUACCAUGAUUAAAAGGUUCCUUUUUAUAAGAAAGGAUAAGGCUGAUUUUUCUG
Messenger RNA from Penaeus vannamei (Pacific white shrimp), 3324 nucleotides. Lineage: Eukaryota; Metazoa; Arthropoda; Malacostraca; Decapoda; Penaeidae. The record is from RefSeq and is a predicted model, not a curated record.